AUGCAACCUUCACCAUCAAACCCCUCACAUUCCAUCGCUGCGUGGGUCCCAGCACCCGAGCAGCCCUCGACAAGCCAGCCAAACUAUGCGAUCAGCAUUCCCAGCACCGACUACAACCCUUCCCCGCCGUUUGAUGCAAACAAAUCGAAUCGGAGAAGGGUCGGUUGAAGAUUUGAAUGUAAAAUUAGAUGGUUCACUGUGUUUUGGCAAAGUUUGCAUAGUAUUUCUGAUAAUAUUAGUUGACUAGAGCCUUGUUAAUCGAAAGCUUUGGGUUUCCCGGGAAAUUUUUUAUGGAUACAAUGUAAAAAAUGUGUUUUUGGCAGGUCAGAUGGGCAACUUUUUGAUUCAAGUUGAAGGGGAGAACAGUAGAAAUAAGUUGAAAUUUGGUUGUUAAAUAGUGUAGUCUGAAAAUUUAGAUGAUCAAAGCCUUUAUGGAAGGCCUCAGUUUGGAUGAAAAACAGGAUUUUCUGGUCGAUUUGUUGGUAAGUCAUCUAAAGUAAUGUAAAGUGGGCUUAGAAAUGUACGGAUCGGAAGACGGUGGUGAAAGUGACACAAAGAGCAGUAACAGAGCUCCCGGAAAUUGUCGAAACCAUCGAUGAAACGCCGUCGACCAGCGAGGAUUCGCUGUUCAAUCAUUUACCGGACACCCUGAUAUUACACAUCUUCUCCAUGCUAGAACCUAGUAAGUUCUUACUGCUUUUUAGGUUGAUUUUAAGAAUGGAUUGAACUUAACUGGGCUUCUGAUAGUGGGAUUGAUACUAGUUUGGUUAAUUUUUACAUUGUACUUGAUGCCAUCCGAUUUUCAGUAGAACUCUAUAGAUGCCUCCGUGUUUCCCGAAGAUGGCAUAGAAUUGCCCUCGAGCAAUCGCUUUGGAAGUCCUUUUGUAAGGACCCGGAUAAGUAUCGGCUUGGCUCGAGGAUCGCAGAACGGCAACAAAUCGCCGCCUUGAGCAAUAAGGAAGGAGAAUUUGAGUGGAAAAGGGUCUUCGAGGAGCGGUUACGGUAAGAAAAAUUCUAUUCGAAGGUAGUUUUUAUUAUUUUCACUAUUUAUUUUUUGCACCAAAAUUAAGAAUUUGAUUUUGUGAUAUCUACCGUAAUAUAAAUUUAUAUUCAGAUUGUGGAGAAAUUGGCAUGCCGGCCGCUGUGUUGUCCGUGAAUUCCUGGGCCAUACUGAGGGAGUGUCCUGCGUCCAGUUUGACUCCGAACGUAUUGUCUCUGCCGGUUAUGACAACACAAUUCGUCUCUGGGAUCGCCGAACCAAUUGUGGAGGCCUGGGCCAAAUGACUUUGAAUGGGCAUGUUGCUGCUGUACGAUGCCUGCAUUUGGAUGAAGGCCGAUUAGCCAGUGGAUCGGCCGAUAGAUCAGUGAGAAUAUGGGAUCUGUCGAUGACUCCAAAUUGGAGUCACGUCGCUUGUCGCCAGACCUUGAGAGGACAUACGGACACUGUAAGAUGCUUACAGGUAAGAGAAAAAAAUGUGAUAAAUGAUGGAUUCAGAUGGAAAGUGAAUCUCUGAUCAGCGGAUCGUACGAUCAAACACUCAAGAUUUGGAAUAUUGAACGAGGACAUUGUCUUCGGACAUUACAGUAAGCCUAGUAUAAUAUAAUUUAACCGUUUUAUAAAUUUGUGUUCGUCAGAUGGUUCGGGGAUUUUGAGGAUGCGUGAAGUAAUAAUUCAUGUUUUAGCGGCCACACUGACUCUGUUCUCUGUCUCCAACACCGUGCCGAACUUGCCCAAUUGGCUUCAGGUUCGGCUGACCGGACUGUCCGUCUGUGGGACACAAGGCAGUCCCAAUCUAUGGCUAUCGCCACAUUAAACAACUGUCAUGCUGAUGCUGUAACUUGUCUGAGAUUUGAUAACAUCAGAUUGGUCACCGGAUCUGUGGACUCGACCAUCAAGGCGUGGGACUUUAGAAAUCUGAAAUGUUUAUACACAAUUGAUUGGAGACAGGCCGAAGGACACACCCGAGUCGUCAGAUCUGUCCAAAUCGAUGAUUGGAGAAUGGUCAGCGCAUCGGAUGAUCGAACCAUUAAGGUGAGAUUGGGGAUAUUAUGCUAGACACCCUUUAGAUGUGGAAAAUAAGUGACGGAAAGAGAAUCUGCACCCUUCAAGGCCAUGCUGAUGGUGUGACAAGUGUCCAAUUCAACGACCAACUGGUCCUCUCGGCUUCUUUCGAUCGAACUGUCCGACUCUGGGACUUCUCCACCUGUUAA
Bursaphelenchus xylophilus (pine wood nematode) is the source of this 2211-nucleotide messenger RNA. The record is from the annotation of a GenBank genome assembly. Lineage: Eukaryota; Metazoa; Nematoda; Chromadorea; Rhabditida; Aphelenchoididae.